Messenger RNA from Chanos chanos (milkfish), 1551 nucleotides. RefSeq names its product poly(A) binding protein, nuclear 1 (gene pabpn1). Lineage: Eukaryota; Metazoa; Chordata; Actinopteri; Gonorynchiformes; Chanidae. Bases 314 to 1126 code for a protein of 270 amino acids. Gene Ontology annotation, molecular function: poly(A) binding. Gene Ontology annotation, cellular component: nucleus. The transcript is spliced from 7 exons. The record is from RefSeq and is a predicted model, not a curated record.
GAACACACGUCGCUCGCGAAGAAUACCUUCGGUUUUUAUAAAAUAUAUGCUCAUGUAAAUACUGUGGUAAAUUGAUUAAUUCUUAUUAGCGGAACGAAACGAAUCCAACCAGUCCGAGUCUUAAUAUUUUUCUGGUUUGUGGUCUCGCUUAAGCUUUUGUAACGAGACGGGCCUUUUAUUCCCCAUUUUAACUUUCCUGAGCGGCGUUUUCCGCCGUUUUUUUUUUCUACCUAGCCCCACUCACUCUGCCCCCUGUGUGAGUAGGGGCCUGUAGUGUAGCCACGAGGCUUGUUAGAACAGCGAGAAUUGGGCGAUGGCGGAGUUUGGUAAUGGACUGGCAGAAGAGUCCCUGCUUGACUCAGAUCCAGGUCAUCCAGAACUUGAGGACCCAGGUGUGGGUGAUGAAGAACCGGGAUUAGAAGAGGGAGAGGCCGCUAUUGAAGACCCGGAGCUGGAGGCGAUUAAAGCCAGAGUGAGAGAGAUGGAGGAGGAAGCAGAAAAACUGAAGGAGCUACAGAACGAGGUGGAGAAACAGAUGAAUCUCAGCCCUCCACCUGCUGGUCCUGUCAUAAUGUCCAUCGAAGAGAAGAUGGAAGCUGACGGGAGGUCAAUUUACGUCGGAAAUGUGGAUUACGGUGCCACUGCAGAGGAGCUGGAGGCUCACUUCCACGGCUGUGGCUCAGUCAACAGAGUUACCAUCUUAUGUGACAAGUUCACAGGGCACCCCAAGGGGUUUGCUUAUAUUGAGUUUGCAGAUAAGGAGUCUGUGAGAACGGCUAUGGCUUUGGACGAAUCUCUUUUCAGAGGAAGGCAGAUAAAGGUCGGAGCAAAGAGAACAAAUCGGCCUGGUAUCAGCACCACAGACCGCGGGUUCCCCAGGGCCCGGUUCCGCUCACGAGGAGGGAGCUUUGCCUCGUCUCGGGCACGGUACUACAGUGGAUACACACCUCCCCGAGGCAGAGGGCGGGCCUUCAGGUUUCAGGACCAGUGGAGGCUGACUACUCCUCCUCCUGUGGCUGCGGCGCCCCCCACUGUCUCGGCAGCGUCUCUCUCUCUCUCUGCUCCCACUAUGCACACUCACCCCAUCCUGUCUGUGUGGGGGGGGCGGGGGAGGGGGACAGGGUGACCACCGGCCCACUGCCGGCGGCAUUUACUACAACAACAAACGUUGAGCUCGCCCGCCUGCGCUCACACACACACACACACAUUUAAAAAAAAAAAAAACGCUCACAUAAACACACACACAGACACACACACCAGGCCUACACAGACACACCGCAACACACCACACAUUCAAACAUAUUUAUAUAGAGAGAGCUAAGCCACGAUAGCAGGGGCUGGUUUCAUUGUGAGUGAGAGAGGCAGGACCAGAGAGGAGUAUUGAAAGGGGGUCAUGAACCUGUCUUUUCUCAGUGCGCAGUGCAGAUACGGCACGAUUCGAGGACUAACGUGUGGGCGACAAGCAAUGAUUAUUUAACGGAGGGGACUGUGGAGGUUUUAUUUCGGGGGGCAGGGGAGGUUGGCGGGUGGGUUUGUGUGGUAUAGUUUUUU